AUGAAGAGAAAACAUACUCCAAAUGAAAUGCAAAACAUUACUAGCUUCUUUGCUAAAAAGAAUCCUACUCCAACUUCUCUUCCACAUCCAACACAAAAUGAACAAACUAUAACUCCACCUCAAGAAAGUGAGCAACUUUCAUCUCCAUCUCAUUAUUCAACUCAAAAUUCCCCUCAAAAUGAACAAGGCCAAUGUUCUCCUAAUGCCCCAAUCUUUGGAGAAAGAUUAAGUGAACAUGAAUUUGCUAAUCUUCCACAAGAUCCAGGAAAGAGGAGAAAAAUGAGUCAAUUUCAUAAAGAUGAUAGAGAUUUAGUGAGAAGAAUUUACAUUCAAAGAAAGCCUUGUCAGCCCAAAGACUUUACAUUUCCUCAAACUUCUAUUUUUGGAAAAAAUCGUCGCUUUUGUGCUAAGUGGUUUGAUACUUGGACUUGGCUUGAGUAUAGUGUGGAAAAGGAUGCUGCCUAUUGUUUCCCUUAUUAUCUAUUCAAGGAUGAAAAUGCCUUUGGGGGUGAUGCUUUUGUUAGUGAUGGUUUCAAAUCAUGGAAUCGAUCGGAUUUAAUAAGAAAACAUGUCGGUAAACACUUGAGUGCACAUAAUAAUGCUGUUUUAGCUAUGGAUUUGUUCAAGAAACAAAAUUCAAGCAUCACACAAGCCUUAACAAAACAAACCGAUGAGAGUAAUCCUGAAUAUUCUAAAGUUGUUUUCAAAAAUGCUCCUAGUAAUUGUCAACUUACUUCUCCUAAAGUCCAAAAAGAUAUCAUAAAUGCAUGUGCAAAAGAGACCACUAAAGCAAUGCUUGAAGAUAUUGAUGGUGGUUUAUUUUCUAUCCUUGCUGAUGAGUCCGCUGAUGUUUCUGACAAGGAACAAUUGGCUCUUUGUUUGAGAUAUGUUAAUAGAAAGGGAGAAGUGUGUGAGCGUUUACUUGGUAUUGUGCAUGUUGUAAACACUGCUUCUUUGACUCUCAAAACUGCUAUUGAAUCCUUAUUAAUGGAGCAUUCUUUGUCUUUCUCUCAAGUACGGGGUCAGGGUUAUGAUGGGGCAAGUAAUAUGCAAGGUUCUAUUAAUGGCCUUACGACUCUUAUAGAGAAUGAGUGUAAAGAAGCUUAUUUUGUCCACUGCUUUGCUCACCAACUUCAAUUAACUCAAGUUGCACUUGCUAAAAAGAAUUCAGAUUGUGCUUGGUUAUUUGUUGAUGUACUUGCACCUCUCUUGAAUUUUGUGGGGGGUUCACCAAAAAGGAAAGAGUUUCUUCGUGAAAAUCAAGCUCAAAGAGUGGUGGAUGCAUUGUCUCUAGGUGAACUUGAAACGGGUUCAGGUUUAAAUCAAGAGCGUGGAUUAGGUAGACCUUGUGAUACUCGUUGGGGAUCUCACUUCAAGACAAUCUUGAAUGUACUUGAUUUAUUCCCUGUAAUCCUUGGUUCUCUUGAGGAUAUUGCAAAAGUAUCUGAUACAAUAGAUUCUAAUAGAGCUCAAACACUUACAAAUCUUCUGAUGUCCUUUGGUUUUGUGUUCGUGGCACACUUGAUGGUUAGUAUAUUUGCGAUAACAAAUGCUUUGAAUGUGGCCUUACAAAAGCACGAUCAAGACAUUGUGAAUGCAAUGGCCAUGGUUAAUGUAACCAAGACUAAUUUGCAAAAAAUGAGAGAUGAAGGAUGGGAUUCUCAUAUGGAAAAGGUAAUUUCUUUUAUUGGUGACUAUGACAUUGCAGUUCCAGAUAUGGAGGCUAAAUAUGUUGUUCCCGGGAGGAGGUUGUUUAGAGGUAAAUGCCCACAAGUGUCUAAUCUACAUCAUUUUCGAGUUGAAGUUUUUUUUGGUGUCAUUGAUCUUCAAUUGCAAGAACUUGAAAAUCGAUUUCCCGAAAUAACUAAAGAACUACUUGUGUGUAUGUCUUGUUUGAGUCCUGUGGAUCGUUUUUCUAAGUUUGAUAAGGAAAAAUUGAUUAAGCUUGCAAAAUUCUAUCCUAAUGAAUUUCCAAGUUCAAAAUUGAUAGUCUUUGGUCAUACACUUGAUAGUUACAUUUGUUCUGUUAGAGGAGAUGAAAGGUUUUGGAAUUUGAAGGGUCUUAGUGAUCUUUCAAUCAAAUUGGUUGAAACGGGAUUGUCUGAAACUCAUGAUAGGGUCUAUUUACUUUUGAAGUUGGUGUUGCUUCUUCCUGUCGCAACGGCAAGUGUGGAAAGGGCUCAGGCCACUUUGGAGAUCAAGGGCAAUUUGGAGGCGGCCAACAAAAGGAACCAGGAGCUGGAGCAGAUGGUCAAGAGCCUCAAAGACGAGCUGCGUCCGCUCAAAAACAUCGCCCAUAAGGCUGAAGGUGUGCAAACGUCUCUGGACACACUCAAGGAGCGCCUGGAGAAGCAGGAGGCGGCCAUCACCAAAGAUCUUAAUGCGAAGGCCAAGACUAAGAAGCUGGCUCUAGCCAAGGCCAUGAUGGAGGACUCGGCCAUUAUCAUGAAGAUGACUUGGUCGUCCCUCUUCCCAAAAGCUAGCUAUGCCGCAUGGGAUAAGACAUUCCAUGCUUGUACUAAAGAGUACAACAGAAGAAUCAUGCAGCAGGCGGCUGAAGAGGACGAGAAGGAAGAGGAGGCAGCCGGCUCCAACUCAGAAGAGGAGGAAGAGGUGGUGGCCCUUCAACCAACAGAGACAGAUGCGUCUAGAGCUCCUGCCCCUGAAAACGAGUCGACAAAGGAGGAUGCCUUGAAGAAUCAAGCGCCCGUCGUUGAGCUCGAUCAGGCGGCAGUUAACACCGAAGCCCCUCCCAAUGCUUAA
Messenger RNA from Chenopodium quinoa (quinoa), 2763 nucleotides. RefSeq names its product zinc finger MYM-type protein 1-like. NCBI's taxonomy places the organism in Eukaryota, Viridiplantae, Streptophyta, Magnoliopsida, Caryophyllales, Amaranthaceae. Bases 1 to 2763 code for a protein of 920 amino acids. The transcript has 3 exons. The record is from RefSeq and is a predicted model, not a curated record.